UCCAGAAGAAGUCUUCAUCCCAGCCCCCCGGCCUGGAUGGUGGCCCUGGCGGUCCUCCUGCCGGCACUGCUGUUCUUCACCACUGUCGGGGUCAUCGGCCUCUGCUCGAAACCCCACAAGGAGAAAGAAACUCUGUCACUGGGAGAGGAUUAUGAAGAUAAAGAGGAAGACACUGCAAGGAAAGAGCUGGAUCAACUUCAAGAAGAAUUGCGGUGGAGAAGAGGCCUCCUGCACGCUGCUGACGUGCUCCUGGACCCAGACACCGCCCACCCUGAGCUCUUCCUGUCCCAGGACCAGAGGAGGGUGGGGCAGGGCCCCUCCAGGCAGAUCCUGCCUGACAACCCCGAGAGAUUCGACUGCCGGCCAUGCGUCUUGGGUGUGCAGGGUUUCUCCUCGGGGAGACACUACUGGGAGGUGGAGGUAGGAAAUGUGAUGGUGUGGGCCGUGGGGGUCUGUGCAGACCGUGUGCACAGGAAGGGGGAGGCCCUGCUGGUCCCUCAGAAUGGCUUCUGGACCCUGGAGCUGUUUGGAAACCAGUACCGGGUCCUGUCCUCUCCAGAGAAGAUCAUCCCCCUGAAGGAGCGCCUUCGCCGGGUGGUCGUCUUCCUGGACUACGAAUGUGGAGACGUCUCCUUCUACAACAUGAGGGAUCGGUCCCACAUCUACACGUGUCCCCGCGCCCACUUCUCUGGGCCCCUGAGGCCCUUCUUCAGGCUGGGGUCUGAUGACAGCCCCCUCUCCCUCUGCCCAGCAUUCACGGGGGCGGGGGUCACUGUGCCUGAGGGUGGCCUGGUUCUCCAUGGAGCAGGGACCCACCGCAGCCACCAAGGCCAGCGCCCUGGUCUCAGAGCCCAGGAGAGAAGCCCCGGCCGUCUCUGCUCACACAGCACAGCACCCAGAGGACUCGGCCCCUCCCUCUGGGCACACCAGAGAACCUGCCCCACAGGCCCAGGACCCCUCCUCAGUCCCAGCCCAUCCCCCCCUCAGGCUGUUGCUCUAGCAGCUGGGUGA
Messenger RNA from Phyllostomus discolor (pale spear-nosed bat), 1011 nucleotides. RefSeq names its product butyrophilin subfamily 2 member A2-like. Gene Ontology annotation, molecular function: protein binding. The record is from RefSeq and is a predicted model, not a curated record. Lineage: Eukaryota; Metazoa; Chordata; Mammalia; Chiroptera; Phyllostomidae.